Molecule: messenger RNA, 756 nt
Organism: Meyerozyma guilliermondii ATCC 6260
Lineage: Eukaryota; Fungi; Ascomycota; Pichiomycetes; Serinales; Debaryomycetaceae
Exons: 1
Coding region: 1-756 (251 amino acids)
Molecular function (GO): NADH dehydrogenase activity
Source: RefSeq, a predicted model, not a curated record
AUGAAGUUUAGGAACCACCAGUACUCCGUCAUGUUCAGAAAAACAUUAUGGCAACAAGCCCGGAUUUCGGCUCGUACAGCCCGGCCAGUGACGCCUGUGCGUUUCUCAUCCAUUAUUUCUGUGCAUAGAAACACCAAGGUUGACAAUCCUGAUAUUCCUUUUGAGUUCAAUGCAGACAACUUGAAAAGGGCCAAGGAAAUCAUUGCCAAAUACCCACCACAAUACAAGAAGGCAGCAGUCAUGCCACUUUUGGACUUGGGUCAAAGGCAGCACGGAUUCACUGCCAUUUCGGUCAUGAACUACGUAGCUAAAAUGUUGGAUAUGCCUCCUAUGAGAGUCUACGAAGUGGCUACAUUCUAUACCAUGUACAACAGAAAGCCAAUGGGCAAGUACCAUCUUCAAGUUUGCACUACUACGCCAUGCCAAUUGUGUGGCAGUGAUGAGGUUAUGGACGCUAUAAAGAACCAUCUUAAAAUAAAGCCUGGUCAAACCACCCCAGACAAUUUGUUCACAUUAGAGGAAGUCGAAUGCUUGGGAGCUUGUGUCAAUGGACCUAUGAUGGGAGUGAACGACGACUACGCCGAGGACUUGACCGGUGAGAAGACCGUUGAGCUCUUGAAGAACUUGCAAGAGGGUAAACCAAUGCAUGUUGGACCUGUUUCAGGAAGAGAUUCUUGCGAGCCAUUUUCGGGACCCAAAGUGUUGUUGAGCAAGGAACCCCACGAUAUCAGAAAGGUCACUCGUAGUGACUUGUAG